Nilaparvata lugens (brown planthopper) is the source of this 4360-nucleotide messenger RNA. Its product is annotated as LHFPL tetraspan subfamily member 6 protein. The record is from RefSeq and is a predicted model, not a curated record. The coding region runs from base 143 to 745 and encodes 200 amino acids. The transcript is spliced from 6 exons. NCBI's taxonomy places the organism in Eukaryota, Metazoa, Arthropoda, Insecta, Hemiptera, Delphacidae. Gene Ontology annotation, cellular component: membrane.
ACGCAUUUUCCGCGCAAAUCAGUUGUCGGUGGGUUCUGGCGGGAAUAUCUCGGUCGGAGUGGGUGUGAAACACAGUCUCUGAAAACCUCGUGACUUCGUCUGCGAUCUUCGUCAACCAGGUGGCACUUGUACCGUGCAUGACAUGGCAACUUCUUUAACCAGUGUGGGCCUUGUUUGGGCCAUCGUAUCGUUAAUAGCUUCACUUCUGUGCUGUUCAGGAUUCUACCUACCCUUUUGGUUGCAGGGUCGUCUGCUGGGGAAAGUGGAUGCUUACUUUUCGUCCUUCAGAAGAUGCAAUUACCCGAGAGUCACGCAACAGGGCGUUGUUGAGAUAGUCCACGAGUGCGGCCGAUACUCCAGAUUCCGCGACAUUCCAUCAGUGUGGUGGCAGGCGAGCACAGUGCUGGUGGGAGCUGGCAGUGCAUUGAGCCUGCUGGUGGCAGUAACUGCCCUGGCUGCCUGCUGCAUCAGCUAUGUCGUACACACUGCCACUGCGCGCGCUGCCGGAUGCAUUCAGCUGCUGGCUGCUUUCCUUGUGAGCGGUGGAGUGGCAGUUUAUCCGGUUGGCUGGGACAAUAGGGAAGUUAGGGACUGCUGCGGUAAUGCGUCGCACAUCUACAAACUUGGUAGCUGUCAAUUGUCGUGGUCGGUAUACAUCCUGGGCCUGGCCGUGGUUCUGCUUGCGCUCUGUUUCACAAUGAGUUUCUGCGCAUCGCGGGUCGUUCCCGGCUCGUUCCGCAUCUGAGUGUACAGCGCCGGAAUGCUCCGGCCCGAUUAGCCCGUGUCGCACCUCUAAAGUCACGUGACCCGCUCACUUCAUCACGUGACUUUAUGUUCUCGCUAUUGGACUACUCAGCGCGAACUCAAUUGUGGCCUAAAUUCUGUGCGACGACCAACAUUGGGGAUUUUUUGUCGCAAUUGUAAGAUUUCAGGCACUUCUUGAAAGGUGGAAAAUGUCAGUUGGUGAUGAAUAGUUCACUAGAAACCUGAAAAAACAGUAUUAAAAGAGGAAUGUGUGAUUAAAAUUGUACAGGGAGUUGACGUUUUAAAGACUGUCGGUUGUACAAUAAUAGUGUAAACAUAUACUGCACUUAUUUGGGCUACUUUUGUUCAAAUUAAUAAAAAUUGUAGUACCCUUUAUUGAUAAAACUUCAAAAUAUUCUAACGACUAGUUUCGACCAUAGGUCAUUAUCAAGUUAAAAUGUAAAAGAUGUAAGAUAAUGAUUAAUAAUAGAUAAAAGAUGAAUAGAUAGAUAGAUUAUGAUAUUUUCUUAUGAAAAUAAGCAUAUGUUCAUAAAUUAUCUAGUAUCAACUUGUUUAUUUUUUACAUUUUAACUAGAAAAUGACCUAUGGUCGAAACUAGUCGUUAAAAUAUUUGAAAGUUUUUUUAAUAAACGGUACUACAAGUUUUUAUUUAUUUUUUUAUCAAUAGUAGUGUAGUACAAGAGUGUGAGUGUGUUGUUAGGAUAAAUGGUAUGGAGGGAGGUGUGGAAAUAGGCAAUAGAGGGGAAAGCGGAAAAACAAUUUGCAAUGGAAAAAUAUAGUUUUUUAUGAGGAAUAUUAUCACAAUGAACUUAUUACUGUAAAACUUGCCAAAUCAUAGAAUUCAAUUGUCAAACCUUUUUUAUCAGCUUCAAUUUUUCAGGUCAAGAAGAAUGAUCCUCGAAAGUUUAAUAGAUUGCAAUCAAGAAUUAAUUUGAUUCAAUGGAUUCUGAAUAUUAUUGUGGAUGGAUUAAAUGCAUCCACUUAUAAUACAUUAUUUCAAACCUCAUACAAUCCCGACUUUUCAAUAUAACUGAUCUGUUUUUGAUCAUUGUCACAGUUUUUUAUUAUUGUCAUGUCUCUUUCAUAAUAGUUGUCAUGUUGGGAGCAUAUUUUCAAACACACCUAUACCCUUUUUAUCACUGAUUACUCACGGAUCUCAGAAUAUAGAAUAUUGUUAUUUCAUCCGUGUGUAUCACUGAAAUACUUUAUGCCAAAUUGAGCGUCAGAGUGUCAAAACUAGAUACCAUUGUAUACUUGAUAAAGAUAGAGAUAUUAAGAUUUCUGUCUCAUCAAUAACCAUUGCUUAUAUAUAAAGAAGAAUGAUGAUGGUAUUUUUCUUCCUGAGUCGAAGCUGUCAAUAUUGUUUUGUUAAAUGGAAAACUAAGAAUUGAAUAAUAUAUUUCGAUGUGAAUGACAAUAAAUCAUGUUGUGGUUUUGUUCAACUGUUUGAAAGAGCAGUUGGAUUGGAGAUAGCUAAUUUUUAUGUAAAUAUAGAGAGUCUAUCAUUUUCAUAACUAUUAUUAUGUAAAUAAUUAUUGUUUCUGUGAAUAUGAAGCCAAAUCAUAAUCUAUUGUUACAUGAUUUGAGAUGGAUGUGACAAUUUAAAUAUUUCCUAUAUGAGUAGAGUAUCCGAUUACAGCUAUUAAAAUGAAAUGGUAUUUUGAACACCAUGAAUUCAAGAGAGGCUUGUCUUGUAAACGGGACAAGCACUACUUCUAAUUCUGCCAUAUAGUGCUGCCCUAUAGUGUCUGUAUUUUUAUAUAUUCUUGUUAAACGGUUUUGUUUUAUUGUUUUUGAAGAACCAAUAAAGAAUUUUGAAUCGCGUUGUAUUGAAUUAUAGUGACCUGUAAUUGAAUAAAAGGAGUUAUUUAACACAUCCCUGAAAAUUAUAAUGAAUGUUAUUUAUUUGUACGUAGAAGUUUUUGAAUGUUGCAUUACGUGUAAUCAAUAUUUUUUUUAGUCUAGUCACUAUAAUUAUACAUUGGUGCUUGCAAUAAUACUGUAUAAUAAAUAAUAGUAAAUUGUAAUUCUGGUUCAUUAAUAUAUUUGGAUACCUGAGAACAGUCCAGAACAAAUUUAUUCCUGCAAGAUUUCCUUGUACUAGGUAAGUGAUAUAAUAAGAGUAGAAUAAUCUGUAGUAUGAAGAGAUACGAUCAUUGUGUCAGAAGUUAUGAGUGUUUGAAAUUUUGAUCCUUGAUGUAUCAUUGUGCGGAAUCUCAUUGAAGAAAAUGGAGUUAGUGAUGAUGGUCGAAACCAGAAAUUAGGUGUUUUUCAAAAUACACGGAGCAUUGUUAUCAGGUGUACCUAAAAAUCUAUAUGAGAUAAAGUGCUUCAUUUGGUAUCAGGUUGUAGAGUACAGAAUUAUUAUGCCCUGAGGAAUUUCGAAUUCUACAUGAAAAUGGUGACAAUCGGAAGAUAAUGUUGAUCAGAAACUGAAUUCAUGAAAAUUGAUUUUUUGUCCAAAUUCUACUCAUUCAUGAAAAAUUCCAACUCAGUAGACUACUCAUUGAAGAUAGAAAUCUCCAAAUGAUUUAGUUCUAUUUGAAAAUUUAUAAUAAAAAAAGGAAGAGAGCGUAUUUUUUUGUUCGAUUGGUGGAUUGGCCAGAAAUAGUAAAGAACUGGAAAAUAAACAGAAAAUUCAAGGCCUUUGAGGCAUUCUGUAUUCAGCACAAGGAAAUUUUGCUUAAACAAACUGGUUCUUGACCUCUCUUUACGUAACCAAACAAUAGAUUUGAAAAAAUCAUAACUACAAUAUAUUGCGGGUGUGCUUGCUCUUUUUCAUGUCUAUGGACUGAUUCUUUGAAUUAUUAUAUAUUUCAUAAAAAUAUACUUAUUCAAUUUACUACAAUAAUUAUUGUAAUUUGGCUUAUAUACUAGUAUAAUCAUGCUUGUUGAAAAAUUUAUUUUUUCAGAAGCGAAAAUAUAUUUUCAACAGGAGCUUCAAUAAUUUCAUCAUUCCCAUUAUAAUUUGAUGACUUUAUCAUGUAGGUUUUGAUUGUUAAUUCUAUUAUCUUACGGAUAUCUCUGAUGUAGUUUGAUUGUAACCAAUAAAGCUAUUUUCCAACCGAAACUAUACUCCUUCCAUAAAAAACCUGGAGAUGAGUUAUUCCAGUGUUUUUUUAAUAAUAAAAAUUCGAAAAUUAUAAUAACUUUAAAUAUUCUCAUGACAGAACAUGAAAAAAAUAACCUAUUGUUGAACAGAUGUAGUGAACUUUCAUUGAGUAAUAUAUAGAAUAUUGUUCAAUCAAUAUUGUGUACAUAUUGGGAUUCAAUCUCUUUCACUGUGGAAAUAUCUCUGAUUAAUGUUUUUAUUUUAAAUUGAAAUUUGUAUUUUUAGUAGCCUAUUUUAAACUGAUAUAUUUCUGCUCUGAUGAUAUUUGAUUUCUUUUCCUCAAGGUAUAACAAUAUUGAUAAGAUCAAAAUAAUGUAGGAAUACGCUUCAUAUUAUACCUGUUCACUACCUGAUCUACUAUACUUUAUCGAUCAAAAAUCGAAUGACAUCAAUGUUCAUUGUUUUAAAUAAGAGUAUUGUUGUUUUUAUGUUUUCUGUUUCUGGUCGAAGAGUAAGGUUUUUUAAUAAUAAAAAUGAUUAUUU